AUGACACAAGUUUGGGAUGCGGGAUUGUCAUGGAAAAGGAGCAGAAAUGCAAGAUCAGGACCCCCAUUAGACACCCUGUCUGUGGAGGAGAGAUUUGAAGCUACAAAAUCAAAAGUAUAAAACAAGUACUGUUUAUAAAAUGAGCUCCAUCAACAUUUUUUGAAUGGCUUCAAAAUCUGUGAUUUAGAUCAACUCUUCUUGCACUAUAAAUAUUUAGAUCUGGGGUUUUAAUGGUCUAAAAAAAUAGAUGUAAAGCAGGGGCGGAUCUAGGGGAAGGGUGCAUGGAGUAAAGCUCCCCCUGAGAUGGCCUGCGGCUUUCUAAUAGAACUGAUGUUCUGCAAAAGAAAAGUUGGUGGUUUAUUGGUGUUGAAGUAAUACGUGAGACAAGGUUGUAGAAUUUAUGUUAAACACCAUAAAAGUGGUAGUUCCUUAGACGUGCACCCACUCAUAAGAAAAAUCCUGGAUCCACCCCUCUGAAAAGUACAAAGACACUCAUUAAACAUAAAGUUCUUCUGUUUUUUCUUUAUGAAUUAUAAAUGAGUUUUUGAAUGUUAACACACACACACUUGUUUUCAUGCAUACAGUUAAAUCUGGAUUAAUUGGUCAUCCUCCUCCUCAGGAUGGGUAAAUGGCUGUUAAAUACACGUUGGUUUCAUCAUCUGAAAACAUUGUUAGAAGUGUGGUAACAUUUGAAUUUUAUUUGAGUACAACUACAAUCAGUGGAAAGUGCAGGGGAAAAAAUAUGCAUUAAAUAGCCUUGCACAUAACUUCCAGAGUUAACAAUGGGGUAACAAGUAUGGACACAACGUCUGAAAAGACAAUGAUGGCUUUAAGAAAACAAAUGGUACGCUUAUACUUAGACUCCACUUUUCUGUUCUUUCCAGUACCAUCUUGGUAAUAAUAAUUUUUGUCUGUUUGUAAUUGUAGGUCAGAAAUCAAAUGGAAUGUCCAAGUGCAUUAUUCUUGCGAAAAAUCCAUUAAUAAUGUUUUUCAGGAACUGCAUAACUACAUAUCACCAAUUCAAAUUACUGAAUUUAGCAGAGAGUAAAUUCACAGAGGAUGCAAAUAGUGGCUUCUCAACAUCACUUUAUCUGAGGAACAAAAGUGACGCAAGUUUGUGGAUUUUGAGGGAACUAGCCCUGCUGGCUGGAAACGUUUCUGGCUUGCCUUGGGAUUUAGCAGAGCCUGUUUCUCUGACAAAAUACUCAGAAAAUCAAAACUAUGAACUUCAUUUUGAUUCUGAAUUUAUGAUGGCGGGAAAGAAAAUGAAGCGUGCUGCAACAUUUUUGCUGUACUUGAACUCUGUUUCUAAUGGUGGUGAAACAAUCUUUCCACGAUCAAUAAAUGAAUCUGAUGUUGAUCCCACAUCAAUUCCAAAUGAUAAACCUUUACUUAGAGAGAUAUGCCAUAAUGAUAAUGUUUUGAAGGUUGUUCCAGAAGCAAGGUCUUGCCUAGUGUUCUUUAACCACUUGACUGAAGAAAAAGGUGGAGGGUUAAAUCGAAGGUCAAUCCAUGGAUCAUGUCCAGUAGUCAAUCAGGAAAAAUGGAUUGCUCAGAUCUGGUUACAUCAUGAACCUUGGGGCUCUGGUGUAACUGAUUUUUGGUAG
Porites evermanni is the source of this 1607-nucleotide messenger RNA. The record is from the annotation of a GenBank genome assembly. Lineage: Eukaryota; Metazoa; Cnidaria; Anthozoa; Scleractinia; Poritidae.